UUUUACAUAAGACAAAGAAGAAGAAGAAGAAGAAUUGUGGGAUAGCAAUGGCUGCUCCCUAGUCCGUAAAUAUACGCGUUGUGUUUACGAAAGACGAAGCAUAAAUAUACUUUGUUUGACGGCGACAGAACGUUCAUUGGCUUUUCGACUGACAGUACAUUAGCUGGAGCAAAUCAACUUGUUGAAACAUUUUCUGUGUUUUUUUAAAGAAAUAAUUGCAGUUUACAGCAGUUUUGUGACGGACGCGUCAGAGCAGAGCCUGCUAGCUAACCGGCUAGUUACAGCGAGUUGCUCUGUUUGAGACCAUGGAUGACGAAGUGUCCAUUCAUAGACUAGAAGGAAGUGAUCUGUCUUCUCAAGUUGGUGGACUGAUUGUAAAGAAGAAGAGUGCCGCUUCGGAGCAGCAUGUUUUCCGGGCUCCCACUCCACGCACAUCUUUGCUGGGCUUGGACCUGUUGGCAGCCCAGAAAAGGAAAGAGCGUGAGAGUAAGGAAGAGACUGAUGCCAGUGGUGAUGAUAGAAAUAAAAAGAAGUCAAAGAUUUCCUCCUACAAGGACUGGGAGGAAAAUAAAAGCGACUCUGGAUCUGAUGAAGAGGAUGAUGAUGAUGAUGAGAACAGAAGCGCUAAGAAGGAGAGCAGGAAGUAUCGUGUGAUUGGCUCAGAGACGCCCUCAAACCCUGGAGGAGUAAGUGAAGAGUUCAAACGAAGACACCAGCAGAGAGAGAAAGACAGACGUGAGCACGGCCUCUACGUCUCUUCCAAAGAGGACAGGAACAAAGAAAGAGAAAAAUCCAGAGAUAAGGGUAGAGACCGAAGGUCUGAAAGAGAUGAGCGAGAGAGCCGUGGCAGCAGCAGUCGCUCAGAGCGUGGGGAACGCAGUGAAAGGAGUGAGCGCUCCCAGAGAGAUGGGUGGUCUGAUCGCAUCAGCCGGGGGAAUAAACGAGAUGAGCCUGCAACACCCCAGAAUCGGCCAAGAGAUGGUUCUACACCCUCAAGAUCCAACUGGGAUGAAGAUGACAGUGGUUACUCAAGUUCACGACAUUCCCAGUGGGAAUCUCCAUCCCCCGCCUUAUCUCACAGAGAGUCGGAUCGCUCAGAGCGAAGCCAUCGCUCUGGCAGAGAAAGUGAAAGGAGACAGGACAGGUCAGUCAGAGCCCGUUAUCCUGAAGACACACCUCUGCCCACCCCGUCCUACAAGUAUAAUGAGUGGGCCAAUGACAGGAAGCAUUUGGGUUCUACACCUCGUUUAUCACAAGGAAAAGCUAAAAGAGAAGAUGGGGGAUUUAUGUUUGAUGAUGAAGAGGAGAAAGAACAGUGGGAGGAGGACCAAAAGCAAGCUGACAGAGAUUGGUACAUGAUGGAUGAAGGCUAUGAUGAGUUCCACAACCCUUUCACAUCUACCUCUGAUGAAUAUGUAAAGAAGAGAGAGCAGAUCCUUCAGAAGCAGACUCAGAAGAGAAUAUCUGCCCAAAAGCGACAGAUUAACGAGGAUAAUGAACGAUGGGAGACCAACCGAAUGCUAACCAGUGGUGUGGUGCAAAGGUUGGAGGUGGAUGAAGACUUUGAAGAGGACAAUGCUGCUAAGGUUCACCUGCUGGUUCACAACCUGGUUCCUCCCUUCCUGGAUGGAAGAAUAGUCUUUACCAAACAGCCAGAGCCGAUUGUUCCUGUGAAAGAUCCAACCUCUGACAUGGCCAUCAUCUCUAGAAAGGGCAGCCAUCUUGUCCGGAAACAUCGUGAACAAAAAGAACGCAAGAAGGCACAACAUAAACACUGGGAACUAGCUGGCACCAAAUUGGGAGAUAUCAUGGGAAUCAAGAAGACUGAGGAGGAAGAUAUGUCUGGAGGCAAACCAGUGGGCGAGGAUGGCAAAGUAGAUUACAGAGCAGAACAGAAAUUUGCAGACCACAUGAAAGAGAAGACUGAGGCCAGCAGUGAGUUUGCUAAGAAGAAGAGCAUCCUGGAGCAGAGGCAGUACCUGCCCAUCUUUGCUGUCAGACAACAGCUUCUGAACAUCAUCAGGGAUAACAGUAUAGUGAUUGUUGUUGGGGAGACGGGCAGUGGAAAGACAACCCAGUUGACUCAGUACCUACAUGAGGAUGGAUACACCAGCUACGGCAUGGUGGGUUGCACUCAGCCCCGACGAGUGGCAGCCAUGAGUGUCGCCAAGAGAGUCAGCGAGGAGAUUGGCACCAACCUUGGAGAGGAGGUGGGAUAUGCAAUUCGUUUUGAGGACUGCACAUCUGAGAAGACGAUGAUCAAGUACAUGACAGAUGGCAUCCUGCUCAGAGAGUCACUGAGGGAGUCGGACCUGGACCACUAUAGUGCUGUUAUCAUGGAUGAGGCCCAUGAACGCUCCCUGAAUACUGAUGUGCUCUUUGGCUUACUGCGUGAGGUUGUGUCCAGACGCACCGAUUUAAAACUCAUCGUUACAUCUGCAACUAUGGACUCGGACAAGUUUGCAUCAUUUUUUGGCAAUGUCCCGAUAUUUCAUAUUCCAGGAAGAACCUUUCCAGUAGACAUCUUGUUUAGUAAGACGCCUCAGGAGGACUAUGUGGAGGCAGCAGUAAAGCAAGCCUUGCAGAUUCACCUCAGUGGGUUAAUGGGAGACAUCCUCAUCUUCAUGCCUGGGCAGGAGGAUAUCGAGGUGACAUCGGAUCAGAUUAUAGAACGUCUGGAGAACUUGGAGAAUGCUCCUCCUCUGGCUGUGCUGCCCAUUUACUCCCAGCUGCCUUCGGACCUACAGGCCAAGAUCUUCCAGAAGGCUCCAGAUGGUGUAAGGAAAUGCAUUGUGGCGACAAACAUCGCUGAGACUUCGCUCACUGUGGAUGGCAUCAUGUUCGUUGUUGAUGCAGGAUAUUGCAAACUUAAGGUUUUCAAUCCUCGCAUUGGAAUGGAUGCUCUGCAGAUUUAUCCAAUCAGCCAGGCUAAUGCCAACCAGCGUUCUGGAAGAGCAGGACGUACAGGACCAGGGCAGUGUUACAGGCUCUACACUCAGAGUGCUUAUAAGAACGAGAUGCUGACUACCACCAUACCAGAGAUCCAGCGGACCAAUCUGGCCAAUGUAGUCCUGCUGCUGAAGUCUCUGGGUGUUCAGGAUUUGCUGCUCUUUCAUUUUAUGGAUCCACCCCCUGAGGACAACAUGCUAAACUCCAUGUACCAGCUCUGGAUCUUGGGAGCCCUGGACAACACAGGUGCUCUGACGCCAACCGGCCGUCUGAUGGUGGAGUUUCCCCUCGACCCUGCCCUCUCCAAGAUGUUGAUUGUAUCCUGCGACAUGGGCUGCAGCGCUGACAUUCUCAUCGUCGUGUCCAUGUUGUCUGUGCCAGCCAUCUUCUACAGACCUAAGGGUCGUGAGGAGGAGAGCGACCAGGUGAGGGAGAAGUUCUCCAUCCCAGAGAGCGACCACCUCACGUACCUCAAUGUGUACACGCAGUGGAAGAACAACAAUUAUUCCAGCAUAUGGUGCAACGAUCACUUCAUCCACACAAAGGCCAUGCGCAAGGUGCGGGAGGUGCGCUCCCAGCUAAAGGACAUCAUGGUGCAGCAGAGGAUGAACCUGGUUUCCUGUGGUUCAGACUGGGACAUCAUCAGAAAGUGCAUAUGUGCUGCUUACUUCCACCAGGCUGCCAAGCUCAAGGGCAUCGGUGAGUAUGUGAACGUGAGGACGGGCAUGCCAUGCCACCUGCAUCCCACCAGCUCCCUGUUUGGCAUGGGCUACACUCCUGACUACAUCAUCUACCACGAGCUCGUAAUGACCACCAAGGAGUACAUGCAGUGCGUGACUGCAGUGGAUGGUGAGUGGCUGGCAGAACUUGGACCCAUGUUUUACAGCAUUAAACAUGCUGGAAAAAGCAGACAGGAAAACCGUCGGAGGGCAAAGGAGGAGAUCACCAACAUGGAGAAAGAGAUGGUUCUGGCGGAGGAGCAGCUGCGAGCUCGCAGAGACGAACAGGAGAAGAAGAGCAACAUCGGCAGCACUAAGGCAGUGAAAAUCUGCACACCAGGGCGGCGAGAGGAGGCCCCCAUGACGCCCAGACGGACCCCGGCUCGCUUUGGACUGUAACGCCUUUUAGAAGCUAAAGCCUGGCCACUACCGUGGCUUGUUUGGACCCAUGAUCAUGCAGCCAUGGCCCAUACUAGUACUACAACCUGUAAUAUCCAGCUGCCGUUUGCCCUGCCCAGCAUCUCCCCAAUAAACUGCGGUUCCUCUACAGACCACUAGAGUGAGAACUUGUAUAAGGCACAAGACUGGAAGAUGAGCCAGGUCCAGUAGAACGCCUCCCUCCACCUCCAUCAGCUAGUACCUAUUUCUAUGACACAUUGUAAAGAAGCUGGAAGAAUAGAUACGUUGUUUUUGCAUAUACAGGUCGGCACUAAGCUCUUUUUGUGCAUCAGCAGAGGGAAACUAAUUCUGUCUUGUGUUUUUUAACUAGCUUUUCCUGUAACUUAAACAGCUUGUGCGCCCCCAGUGAAGUGCUGCUCUACAGGCUGAAGCGCUAUUCAAACUGUACUUGUGUUCCAAGUGUCUUCAGACUCUAAUAUACUCAAAUAUAUACACAUCACACUCACGCAUGCUCCGGAAAGUUUCGCUAACCUUGUUCCAACAAUGUCUUUUAAUACAGCUAUGCUUCACAUUAGACAUCAGCGUGCUGGGUUCUCGCAGCCUUUGUGGUUUUCCUCUGAACAACGGUGAAGUGCUUUCUUUUAAAUGGGUUAAUGUACUUUUGUUGAUGUCUCUCGUCUGCCCUCACCUGAUCAGAACAUUGUGCAGCUUCAGACAGACUGGUCUCUCUGUGACAGAACAGUUUAGUGAAGGCCAUGUUUGUAUAGUGCUUUGUGUUGUCUCGGCGCUCAGACAGCAGGGGACAGCUCAGUGAUGGCUUUUUUUGUACUCUUAAUAUCUUUUGUAAAUGGAAAAAAAUAAAAUAAAUGUUAGCUAUUUUUUUUAA
Betta splendens (Siamese fighting fish) is the source of this 4953-nucleotide messenger RNA. RefSeq names its product DEAH (Asp-Glu-Ala-His) box polypeptide 38 (gene dhx38). Gene Ontology annotation, molecular function: RNA binding; ATP binding. The transcript is spliced from 27 exons. Bases 306 to 4067 code for a protein of 1253 amino acids. The record is from RefSeq and is a predicted model, not a curated record. Gene Ontology annotation, cellular component: spliceosomal complex; intracellular anatomical structure. Gene Ontology annotation, biological process: mRNA splicing, via spliceosome. NCBI's taxonomy places the organism in Eukaryota, Metazoa, Chordata, Actinopteri, Anabantiformes, Osphronemidae.